AUGGUGGUGAUGUGGGCGAGUGUGCUCGAGGCCGACAACAGCUCCUUCGUCCUCUUUGGCCGCGAGCCCGGUCAGUACACUCACCGCCAGAGCGCGACCAACUGGAACUUCACAGCUGCUGACGCCAACCCCGAUGGCCUUCAAUUCCUUCAUCGCGCUGUCCUUACCGGUCUGGUGCCCGGGCAGAGGUACUACUACCGCGCCUACAGCGGCUUCGGCUACUCCAAUGAGUACUUCUUCACAGCGAAGAGGGAAGGUAACGAUUGGGUGCCUAAGCUGCUCGUCUACGGCGACAUGGGGAAGGACGGCGGUGCGCCAACCCUGCCCCGCCUUAUCCAAGAGGUUGCCCAGGGAGACAUCACGGCUAUCAUCCAUGUGGGCGACUUUGCCUAUGACCUUCACGACAACGGUGGUGUGCGAGGUGAUCAAUUUAUGGAGCGCAUCGAGCGCAUUGCUGCGUAUGUGCCGUACAUGACGUGCCCCGGCAACCAUGAGAUUGCGUACAACUUUAGCCAUUACAGGCAACUGGAGUCAGAACAUGUGGUUUUCUUGGGACCUGGCCAACGUUCACUUCAUCGCGUAUUCUUCCGAGGUCUACUUUGUCAAUCGCGAAUGACUCUCCGUGCAAUACGCUUGGCUGGAGAAUGA
This is a messenger RNA of Acanthamoeba castellanii str. Neff, 648 nucleotides long. RefSeq lists its product as uncharacterized. The transcript has 7 exons. The coding region runs from base 1 to 648 and encodes 215 amino acids. Gene Ontology annotation, molecular function: acid phosphatase activity; metal ion binding. NCBI's taxonomy places the organism in Eukaryota, Discosea, Longamoebia, Acanthamoebidae. The record is from RefSeq and is a predicted model, not a curated record.